Parastagonospora nodorum SN15 is the source of this 381-nucleotide messenger RNA. RefSeq lists its product as hypothetical. The record is from RefSeq and is a predicted model, not a curated record. The transcript has a single exon. Lineage: Eukaryota; Fungi; Ascomycota; Dothideomycetes; Pleosporales; Phaeosphaeriaceae. Bases 1 to 381 code for a protein of 126 amino acids.
AUGCUUGUUGUAGUUCUCACCACCACCUCGGUCACCUCGCGCUCAAUAACAGCUACAUCGACAUCGUCCAGUCUAUCGACCGUCACUUCGUCCAUCAACACCAACUACGGCCAGCCGCUGGACUACACGACGACGAAGUGGGUCGAGACCUGGGUUGGUGGAACAUAUUCGACAUGGACGCCCACAGUCAUAACCGUCAUACACAAAACACCGGCACCCGCACCGCCACUCUGGCAUGGCGAGAUCGGUAUGGGUUCGCUGACCGGCAAGACGGGAAUCACCCAGACUGUCUUCAUGGGCGCUGCACCGUCGCAGGCUGCGGGUUGGGCGAGGGGAAUAGUUGCUGCGGUCGGAGUUGGAUUCGCGGGUAUCGUGGUGUGA